AAGUUUGAUUCUUCUUACAAACGCACUCCUAAGAACAUAUUUGCUCAGAUAUGGCACCGGCACUAGUUACAGAGGAUUAUUACAUGGCCCUUGAAGUGGGGCAAACGGCUUCGCCCGAGCUAGUCAUCAAAUCUUACAGACGACUAGCGCUAAAGCUCCAUCCGGAUCGGAAUACCAAGCACGAUGCUACUGAAGCCUUUCAACUACUCGGAAGAGCCUACGAUACAUUAAAGGAUGAAACCAAACGCCAAGCGUACGACUCCAUCUACCCUACCAUAACACGAAGUGGACCCUAUUCUCAAACUACCCAAACACCUCAUCCGGCUCCUGCUUCAACCCCGCAAUCAGGAGCACUUAGCGAAGCCGCACAAAUCGCCGCACUUCAAAAGUCGAAGCAAGAACGUAGUGCAUGCUGGCGGACCGAGGAGAAUGUCUUCGACUCCUCGAUCUUCGAGCUACGGAGAGAUGUUCGCCGGUUGGAGCAAGAAAUCAAGGAUUUGGAUAGUAUUGUAGCUGCUGAAGCAGCGGCAGAGGCACAGAAGAAUAGUUGGGGGACGUGGUUAUUAUCAUCAAUACAAAAGAAGGCAGAAGACACUGAGAAGGAAAAGGAACGCAAGGAUAGGGAGAGGCAGGAGAGAAAAAUUAUGAAAGAUAUGAAAGAGAGGCGACUAGGGUUAAAGAAGGCAGACUUGAAGAAAGUGGAAAGCCUGUUACAAAGUGCGAAGAAGGAGGUGGAUACUGCGGAUCUAGUCGAUACUAGGAGGAUACAAGUGAUUCAAGAUAGAAUACGGGCUAGAGAGAAGAGGGAGAGACAAGAUAAUGAGAGGGUCGCGAGAGAGAGAAUAGCGAGGAUUCGGAAACAACAACAAGAGCAGCGGGAGAAACAGGAGCGGGAAGCAGCAGAGGCAUGCAAAAUACGACAGGCAGAGGAGCGUGCAGCAGAGCAGAAACGACAAGAGGAACAGGCUAGGAGGUGGCAGAAGAUUAACGAUGAUGAAGCUAAAGAAUACCGGAAACGAUAUGCAAAUGUCAAUCACCCUAGAUACUCUUUUGGAACCGAGAGAAGCGCUCGCGAGGCUUCUGUAUCAACCUGCCACCACGGCGGCUGGUGGCGAAAAAUACAAGGACGUACGGCAUGCCCGAAGUGCUAUGUGAGUUGGAAUUAUCUGCUCCAGUGCCCGGGCUGUAUGAUGAAGGCGUGCGCGGGAUGUCAAGCUGCGAUACGGCCGAGUAUGCCACGUAAUACGGCUAGGACGAAUUGAAGAGCCCCUUUAAGGGCUUCGAGCCCGGAUUAUCUUUACAACGACUACUAAGUUGGGGUUGUGAAGGGAAAUCUAAUAAAGAAAUUGAUUAGCUUGGGUUUCGGCAUCAUUUGGGG
Pseudogymnoascus destructans is the source of this 1378-nucleotide messenger RNA. RefSeq lists its product as uncharacterized. Bases 51 to 1262 code for a protein of 403 amino acids. NCBI's taxonomy places the organism in Eukaryota, Fungi, Ascomycota, Leotiomycetes, Thelebolales, Thelebolaceae. The record is from RefSeq and is a predicted model, not a curated record. The transcript has 2 exons.